Messenger RNA from Iphiclides podalirius (scarce swallowtail), 582 nucleotides. Lineage: Eukaryota; Metazoa; Arthropoda; Insecta; Lepidoptera; Papilionidae. The record is from the annotation of a GenBank genome assembly.
AUGAUGAUUCUAAUUAUACUUUCUCUUAAUAUUUUUCUGCAGGCGUUCGUGGCCUCCGAGUCGGCGCAGGAAAAUUCGGCGCUCGAAGAAAAAAGUCACGCUGCUUCCAGAAAUCACAUAACACACAUAUCACAUAUAACGACCGAUAAUGUGACGUACCUCGACAAGUCUGAAAAUCUGCUGCGCAUACCAAAGAAAUAUGACGACGGAAAGCGUAAGCGGAAAACAAUCAAAAAAGUCCCGAAGAGGACUGUACAGAAGAUAAUAAAAAAGUCGAAAUCUAAAUUUAAGAGGAAUUUUUAUCAAGCGACGGUGUUGCCCACACAAGUGUCCAACCUGAUACAAGACUCCUUGACCGAUAAGACCGAUGGGGCGACUACAGAAGUCAAUCAAAGGAAAAAAUCAAAGAAAAAUUUAAAAUUAAUGAGAUAUCCUAUGCCGUUCCAGAAGCUUCCGUUCCAUAAUAGAUAUAGGAGAGAUAACGAAAGGGAGGUCUAUAUAUUGAAAGACUUGGACGAAAUCCAAUUUUUUAGUAAAGAAGAUGGAUACGACGCAGUAAAGGCACAUGUUAAACAGUACUGG